This is a messenger RNA of Oncorhynchus mykiss (rainbow trout), 657 nucleotides long. Its product is annotated as cysteine-rich protein 1. Gene Ontology annotation, molecular function: zinc ion binding. NCBI's taxonomy places the organism in Eukaryota, Metazoa, Chordata, Actinopteri, Salmoniformes, Salmonidae. Gene Ontology annotation, biological process: intrinsic apoptotic signaling pathway in response to DNA damage; regulation of gene expression. The record is from RefSeq and is marked provisional.
AUUUCACAACGAGGCGUGGUUAAGAACGGACAGGUGGGCUGUUGCUGCUGUAUAACUGCUGUGAGCAUUAAUUCAACUAGGAUACUUCUUUCUAUCCCGGAGACCAACACAUCACCAUGCCGAAGUGCCCAAAAUGCACAAAGGAAGUUUACUUCGCGGAGAGAGUGACAUCACUGGGGAAGGACUGGCACAGACCCUGUCUGAAGUGUGAGAAGUGUAACAAGACGCUGUCGGCCGGAUCACACGCAGAGCACGAUGGCAAGCCUUACUGUAACAGCCCCUGCUACUCUGCGCUGUUUGGGCCUAAGGAUUUGGACGUGGGGGAGCUGAAAGCCACACAUUCACUAAGUAGACCAACUCAGGUUCAUCCACCACACCAAAUGGGUUUCAAGAAGAAGGCAACUCAGCGUUCUAUAGCAUCCUCCAUACUAUGCUAAACAAAAACAAACAACCAAAACGACUCCUUUUUGGAGCCAGCGUUUUGUGUUAUUUUCUGUCUUUGUGUUGUCUAGCGGAAUCAGUCUUAAUACACAUUUUAAUUGGCUAUAGUGAGAUGUUUACUAUAGUCCUGCUAGUGGAUCGGAGGGUUAUACAAUAACCUCUCUGUUCCUGUACAUGUUUUUUAAAUUCUAAUUAAACAGUCUUUUUCAAAAUGUU